Molecule: messenger RNA, 429 nt
Organism: Angiostrongylus costaricensis
Lineage: Eukaryota; Metazoa; Nematoda; Chromadorea; Rhabditida; Metastrongylidae
Source: the annotation of a GenBank genome assembly
AUGGCCCGUACGAAGCAGACCGCGCGUAAAUCGACUGGAGGGAAAGCUCCCCGUAAGCAACUUGCGACAAAGGCUGCUCGUAAAUCCGCGCCCUCAACCGGUGGAGUGAAGAAGCCACAUCGUUAUCGUCCCGGAACCGUUGCUCUUCGUGAAAUUCGUAGGUAUCAGAAAUCAACCGAACUGCUCAUUCGUAAACUGCCAUUCCAACGUCUUGUACGUGAGAUAGCCCAGGACUUUAAAACCGAUCUCCGUUUCCAGUCCGCUGCCAUUGGUGCACUCCAGGCAACAAAUAUUAUUCUCGAAGCAUCCGAAGCGUACCUAGUUGGGCUCUUCGAGGACACCAAUCUGUGUGCUAUCCAUGCGAAACGCGUCACCAUUAUGCCAAAGGACAUCCAGCUUGCUCGUCGUAUUCGAGGCGAACGUGCUUAG